Molecule: messenger RNA, 3698 nt
Organism: Salvelinus namaycush (lake trout)
Lineage: Eukaryota; Metazoa; Chordata; Actinopteri; Salmoniformes; Salmonidae
Gene: orc1
Product: origin recognition complex, subunit 1
Exons: 19
Coding region: 190-2994 (934 amino acids)
Biological process (GO): DNA replication initiation; mitotic DNA replication checkpoint signaling
Cellular component (GO): nuclear origin of replication recognition complex
Molecular function (GO): ATP binding; DNA replication origin binding; chromatin binding
Source: RefSeq, a predicted model, not a curated record
AGUGCAGCCACAUAAUCCGUUGUACUAGACAACAUUUGUUUUGUUUGUUAGCUAGCUACGUGUAAAAUAUAACUAGCUGUAUUACUACACUAUAGCGCAUCUUCGUUUAUAUUAAACUGCUUGAAAUUUGAUCAACUUGCCCGUUCGACUUUUAUCAGACGAGUGGCUGUCUCUUUUCUGUCUGCAAUUAUGGUCCGCUACUUUACAAGAUUGAGAGUGAGACGUAUCUACAAAUGGGGCGGAAGACCUUAUAUCUUCGACAGAAAAUUAAAGAAUUACGGCUUUGAGUACUUGACCAUGAGCGUGGAGGGUCAGGAGGCAGUCACCACUGUAACACCUGGCCAGUACAUCCUCAUUGAGGGAAAUGAUGAUGACAACCCCUUCGUUGCCAAGCUUCUCAAGUUCUUUAGCGAUGAGUCCCACAAGCAGAAGAAGGCGCUGGUGCAGUGGUUCUUGCGCUUGUCUGAGGUGCCCCAAAAUAAGAAGUUGUUGCUGGGCAGGAGCCCCCAUCCCCAGGAGAUCUUCUACUACCUUGGACGUGCCUGUGACGAUGAGAUCAACGUAGAAUCCAUCCUUGGCACUGUACAUGUCCAGCACGUCCCUGAAGAUGCUCCUUUUCCAGAGCCUGGAACCAAGGACACCCUCUAUGUAAAGCUGUCCUGGGACACCAAGGCCUUCAAUGUCUUAGACCCUGUCCUGAUGCAGGAUACCCCUGCCUCAACCCUUCCCAAACCUGCUCUCUCUCUGUUUCCCCCCCGUGCUUCCCCCGCGGUAACCCCUGUGUCUCGGGGCCCAGUGCGUUGUGCCCUGCCCGCCCCAGACCCCACAGUGAUGAGGAGAGCAGGGUCUGUGUCUGACACUAGAGCCACCAUGAGCGCCGGGAAGAUGGGUACCCUUGAGGCAGAGUCGAUCCACUCUGCCUCCAAGCUCUCUGCCUCUAAAAUCCUGAGCGCCAAGAGGAGGGGCAGCGCUGCAGACACACCAGGUGUACGCAAGAAACUACAGCUCAGCAUCGGGGCCAGUCCAGGGAAGAGAAUGACCAGAGCAGAUGUCCUCUGUGAGCUCUUGGAUGAGGAGGUGGAGUCAGAGAAAGGGAUGUCCCUCAAACUGAGCUCCUCAGUUUCACACUCCCUCCAGCAUGGCUGCAGCCUCUCUCCCAUGAGAAGUGGCUGCAAGACCCCUAACGGCCAGAGGGAGUUCCCCUGGAAGCUCGCCUCGAUCAGCCUGGACAGACUGUCUCCUACUGCCCUGGGAGAACAGGACUUCUCCAGAGCUACCACCCCCUCCAGGAGGAAAGAGUCUGCCAUGGCCAUUAGAGAGCCUGCUCUGGGGGUGCUGGCGGAGGAGGACUCCGAGGACUCUCCCAUGCAGCUGAUUGCCAUGACUCCUCGCUCCAAGAGGAAGUCAGCCCAGCUGGUGUCGUUACGCAUCAGGAAGCAGUUGAAUCUGUUGGACAAUACCCAAGAGCUGAUCUCUGAUGGCGAUGAUGAGAGUUUCGUUCCCUACAAGAAGGUCCUACAGAGCAGCAGCGAUGAAGAGAAGACAGAGAGUGAAGAAGAGGCAGUGGUGAUGAAGACCAGAAGAAGAAAUUGCAAGACCUCCGCCAUGACCCCACGCAAAACGGCCAGCAAGAAGAAGGUCCUACAGAGCAGCAGCGAUGAAGAGAAGACAGAGAGUGAGGAAGAGGCAGUGGUGAUGAAGACCAGAAGAAGAAAUUGCAAGACCUCCGCCAUGACCCCACGCAAAAUGCCCAGCAAGAAGGCCACCCCCCGUCAUGCCAACCCAAGUACCCCCCGGACCCCCCGUCAUGCCACUCCCAGUAUUCCCAGCCGGACUGUUCCAGCCAGGCAGCCUGGGAACAUCCUGGAGGAGGCCAGGGCUAGGCUGCAUGUGUCGUCAGUACCAGAGUCUCUUCCCUGUAGGGAGCAGGAGUUCCAGGAUAUCUAUAACUUUGUGGAGAGCAAGGUUAUGGAUGGGACCGGAGGGUGUAUGUACAUCUCUGGUGUUCCGGGAACUGGGAAAACCGCCACCAUCCACGAGGUUAUCCGGUGUCUACAGCACGCCGCUGAUAUGGAUGAAAUCCCCACGUUCCGAUUCAUCGAGAUCAACGGCAUGAAAAUGACCGACCCUCACCAAGCCUACGUCCAGAUUCUACAGAAACUGACCAACCAGAAGGUGACCGCUGACCACGCCGCAGCCCUAUUGGAGAAGAGGUUCAGUAACCCCGCCCCCAAGAAGGAGACCACCGUGCUACUGGUGGACGAGCUGGACCUUCUAUGGACCAGGAAGCAGAAUGUCAUGUACAACCUGUUUGAUUGGCCGACAAGGCGCCACGCCCGCCUGGUGGUGCUGACCAUCGCCAACACCAUGGACCUGCCUGAGCGGAUCAUGAUCAACAGGGUGGCCAGCAGACUGGGCCUGACCAGGAUGUCGUUCCAGCCGUACAGCUUCAAGCAGCUGCAGCAGAUCAUCACGUCCAGACUGAACAAGGUCAAGGCCUUCGAGGAGGACGCUAUGCAGCUGGUCUCCAGAAAGGUGGCAGCGUUGUCAGGAGACGCCCGGCGCUGUCUGGACAUCUGUCGCCGCGCCACUGAGAUUUGCGAACACUCCGCCUCGCACCCGUCCUCCGCGGGAUUGGUGAGAAUGAGUCAUGUGAUGGAGGCGCUGGAUGAGAUGUUCUCCUCCUCCUACAUCACGGCCAUCAGGUGUGCAUCGUUGCAGGAGCAGCUCUUCCUGAGGGCGGUCAUUGCUGAGUUCCGGCGGCUGGGACUGGAGGAGGCCAUCUUCCAACAGGUCUUUGUGCAGCACCAGGCUCUGAGUCGUGUGGAGGGCCUGCAGCCCAUCAGUGUGUCCGAGGGUCUGGCCGUGUGUCAGCGUCUGGGUGCGUGUCGUCUGCUGCUGCUGGAGGCCAGCCGUCUAGACGUGCUACAGCGGGUCAGACUCAACGUCAGCCAGGAUGACGUGCUCUACGCACUCAAAGCUGUCAGAGACUGAGGACCACCGGGGGUCCUAAGGUACAGGGGGGAGGAUGAGGGUCUUAUUGUGGCCCAGAAGAGAACCUGCUCCAUCACUACCAGUCAACUUGGUCAGUUUGAAUUUCAACAACCAAGAUCCCUCUCUAACUACAACUCAUCAGGACCACCGUUGGACCACACAGUCCCACGCCUCAACCACAGCCAAUACUACUGUACCACUCAGGACUGGGAAUGGGAAUCCCACUGACACCUUGUCUGUGUCCACGGUGGGUCUUUUUAGAGGCUCAGUUUGGUUUGAUGCCAUCUUCUGAGAGGUUUUAGGAAUUCUUCUGUUUUAGUAUUCUUUUACAAAUGCUUUUCAAUGUCAUUGUUGUCAGCACAGUAUUUUUGGAAGCUCUUGAAGGGGAAACUGCAGUGCACAUGAACAUUUGAUGGAGUUCUGUCAUAAUUCAAGAACACAAAUCAUGAUUUAUAUUAUAUUGGUUUUAUGUUUGUUUACUGAAAAUUGCCCUUGUUACAAACUUUUGUAAGGAUAUUUAGAUCUGGUUUUAACUCAUUGUGUUGAUGGGAGGAGAGCUAACUUCCCAUCAGUUAGCAAUUUGACUUUCCUCUUUAUCCUUAUUCAAGCAUUUUAAUGUUGCUCUUGUUGGUUUUAGGAUGUUCUUCAUUAUGUGAUUAUUGUAUCUACAAAAGUAAUAAAGAUAUUUAAUAACAAUGCUUGUA